AUGGACCUACGCCUACGGGCCGUGGGGCUGUGGCGGGUCGAGGUUCAUGGGCAACCAGGUGACGGCUUUUACAGCAUCUCAAGCGUCACCUACUACCUCAGCCACCGGAGCGGUUCGUCGUCGCAAGUGUCGGCCGUGAUCAUCGGCGGCAACAGUUUGAUCGCCUCGGUCGACAUCAGCUCUCCUCUCCCCUCCGGCUACGGCCCCGUCCAGGCCACGUUCGACCACGCGGCGACCUACUUGGCGGCCUUCUACGCCACGGGAGCUGGCGACGGCCAGUCCAACGUGUGGAUCGACUUGGUGGGUGAUGCAACGGGCUUCUGCUACAGCAGCAUCACCGACUGCGUGUCGAAUAUUGCCAACCGGGGCCUCGCAAGCAACGUGCUGGGAACGAUCAUGCAGCGUUGCUGCACGGCGCCUUCACCAUCGUCUACGCGCACGCCCUCGCCCUCACCCUCGCCCACUCGCACGGCCUGUGGCCCUGGCGCCAACACCAACGGCACCGUCGUGGGCGUCUACGGCUACGGAGGCUGGAGCGCCGACGCGGCGAGGUGCCUCGGCAACAAGGUGACGGGCUACCAUUCCAUCUCGAGCGUUACCUUCUUCUUCAGCCACAGCAACGGUUGGCGUAUGCGGUGA
Molecule: messenger RNA, 639 nt
Organism: Acanthamoeba castellanii str. Neff
Lineage: Eukaryota; Discosea; Longamoebia; Acanthamoebidae
Exons: 3
Coding region: 1-639 (212 amino acids)
Source: RefSeq, a predicted model, not a curated record